UUGGAAAUAUGCCUUGGUAAAACGGUUGAUGACAAUCUUUUGCAAUUCAUGCGUAAAGAAGUUCAACAACUAUCUGACUCAUUAGAUGACUUCAAAGAUAAAGAUGACAAAAAUAUAAAAAGCAUUUGUUCCACUCUGGCUCUGUUUAAGUCUGAGUUCAAUAGAGCCAUACAGGUGCUAAAGAAUCAACACCAGAGAUUGCAAUCGACUUGUAUGGAGCUGAGGAAAAACCAAGAUAUGAUUAAGGAAGAGAUAAGCUCCAAAGACAGGGAUCAGAGGGAAAUGCUAAGGAUAUCAGAACUACACUGGGAAACUAGACAGCAACACGUAAAUGACAUCUGCAAAACUCUGGAAGUGAGAAGCCAAGUUAUGAAAAAGGAUUUAGAAAUGCUAAAGGUAAAGAUGGAAAAUCUAUCAUUUUCAGGCAGUCCUAUAGAUGUCAUUUUUGAAGCCCCAAAUCAAAACGAAUGGUUUACAGGUAGAGAAGAAAUAAUAGAGAAGCUUGAAAGAUACCUCACAUUCACAAGUGAAGGAUUAAAAAUGGCAGCCCUUUGUGGUCUUGGCGGAUGUGGAAAGACAACGUUGGGAGCUCAGUUUGCCUGGAAACAUAAAGCUGAUUACGAAGGAGGUGUAUUCUGGAUCUCAAUGGAGAACGAUAAAAAGUUGGGAAACUCCAUGAAUGACCUGGCAUUGCGUUUGGGAAUGUGGGCAGAUUCUUUCGAUUUGACGUUGUCCAAGGUUCUUACAUGGAUAUCAAAGCAGACAAAGCCAUGGCUUUUGGUGCUAGAUGACGUUGAUCAGCUUCAUCUAUCUGAACAAAUGCAUAAGAUUCUGUCUGGACGAUGGAAAAGACAAGCAAAAGGCCAUGUCCUGCUUACAACUAGACGGGAAUCAAAGGUGGUAAACCAGUCCAUAGAUCUCGAGGCAACUCAUUGUGUAGAUAUUUCGGCGUUCUCUGAAGAGGAGGCCAAGAGGUUCCUUGUUACACGAAGUGGCAGCACCGUUGCUGAAAAUGAGGCUGACCUAAAUGAGCUGGUUCGUGAGCUGGGAUAUCUACCUCUCGCUUUAGAACAAGCUGGUGCGCAUAUUAAGGCUCUUCAGUGUCCUAUAAGCAUCUACCUUAAAGAGUACAAAAUGCAGCGACUAAAACUGCUGAAUCAACAACCACGGACAAAACGGUCAUGGGAAUAUGAAUCUAACAAUCGACUGGCAGUGCACACCACAUGGCUUUUAAAUUUUGAUUACGUCACAAAGUCAUUGCACGGUGAUAUUGCUUCCCAUUUUGUGGAGACUGCUGCUUUUCUGGAACCGAACGAGAUCCACGAAGAGUUGAUCAACUGUCAGCUUCUCUCCACAGACGAGCCAUCACGAUCAAGCAGUAACUUUUCUUGGCCAAUGAAAAGUCAAAUCGUAGAUAUAUUGACGAGAUUUUCCCUUUUUCAGAGGAAAAGCUCGAGUACUCUUGGGAUACACCGUCUUGUUCAAGAAGUCAUCCGCAGCAGAAUGACAACUAAAGAAACCGCUUCCUCUCUUCUUAGAGCAGUAAAUCUUCUUCACCAAGCCUUCAGUGAUAACCCUUCUCCAGAUCAAAUCCCGCUGGAUAUCGUAGCAGGUGUUAAAGAACAACCAUCAACAGCCGUGCCGAAUCCUUCUCUGUUCUUCUUGUGGUCGAAGUUGACAUGUCAUGCUUCUGAACUACAGAACCAUCUGAAAGACUUCCUGGAUCAAGACGACAUCGGAAGGGAUGACAAAAACAUCGUUCUAACCCAUGAGACUUCACGUAUCAUUUAUGAAAACGCUAUACAGUUAAGUGUGCAUUGUCAUGACGAAGAAGCAAAAGAAACCGACCAUUUUUCGUUUCAAAUUCUCAAUGCUUGCACAACCGACAGUAACGCUACCUUGACUCUCGACCAACUGAAAAAGCUAUUUCCUCACGCUCUACCUCCCCCUCCGCUUUUAAAGAAAAUCAUUUUGUACUCAUCUCGUCCUCCACCUGAUAAUAAGGACCUUCUAGAAAAUGAAGAUCAUCUGAUUGCCGAAAUAAACAAGUUGCGUCUAAAAGGAAAUACGCUUUUUAAGGAUGCAAAUUUCAAAGAAGCUGUAAAAUCGUACACCGACGCACUUGAAGUAAGUAAAAUGGCAAAACAUUUAGAUCCCCACCUAUUAAACAAUCGCGCAACUGCGUAUCUCAAACUGGGAAAUCAUAAAGAGUGUCUCGCAGAUUCCCAGGAGUACAUUAAACUUAGACCUAACUGCUGGAAGGGAUAUACUAGGAAAGCCUCAGCUCUGAAUGGGCUUGGAAGAAGAGGCUUCGCUUUAUGUUUCGCAAUCAUGACGCAAGUAGUUGCCGCCGUUAUGAAUCUUUCCAAAACACGUUUGAAGACCUCGAUGGAAACUGGGAGGUUGUAGAGUCUUCUGAAUCACUCAAAGAGUGCAUAAUAAAAAGUCGAUUUCCAACUUCAAGAAAGAAAGUUCUUCUCCUUACCAGUAAGAGUUACGAAGUUAAGCAUGCACAAAUUGUUGAAGACGAAAAGCAAGUGGGGGUUACAAAGGUUUUGAUAAAUGCCGAUGGCUCUAAUGCAAUUGUGGGUAUAACUUUAGCAGCCUGUUGUGAAGGUUCCGAAGUGACUAUAAGCUGUGGCGGACUUUGUUUCGCGGGGGAGUGUUUUGUACACAAUGUUUCAUUUUUAACCCAAAGAACUAUUUAUGUUGAAGAGGAUGGCGACGCAGAGUUCACCAACUGUAAAUUUAAGAGCACUUGCACGUUGGACGCAGCCGUUGUUGUUUACGGACUGGCAAAGUUUAUUAACUGCUCUAUCACUGACAGCCCCGGGGGAGGAAUCACGGUCGAAUAUGGCACUGCAUUAGCUUCAUUGAUGAACUGCAAAGUUAAUAGAAAUGGUAAAGGAGCAGAGUCGUCACCUGGAAUAAGAGUGAUAGAUCAAGGAAGCUUAGAAGUAACUGACUGCCAGGUUCACGGGAACACUGAGGGUAUUAUUGUUGCUGGAACUAAAUAUAACAACAGCAUAGCAAAGAGAGUCCUUAUACAAAAUUCCGAGAUUUUUGACAACAAAUUCGAAGGAGUCUCUGUGGUAGGUCAUGAUCUUAGUUUGUCAUUCCAAGAGGUGGUCAUACGAAGGAAUAAAAUCUAUCACAACGGUGCGUAUGGCAUUCGUGUACAAUUUCGCGCAAACAAUAUAGUAUUUGAAGAGAACACGGUGUUUGAAAAUUUCUGGUGGGGAGUAUGGGUGGAGUGCAAUUCAGGCGGUUACUACAAAGGCAAUGAGAUACGCAACAACAAGAUGGGUGGAAUUAGAAUUGGUAGGCAAAGUCAAGGGAGACUUCCAUGUGUUGUGGAAGGCAAUGUCAUACAUCAUAACUAUGGACCGGCAUUUCAUGAAGGAUUGAAAUAUUUUGAAGUUAUUUCUUUUCCAAAGGAACUGCGAGUUUAUUUCGAUAUGCAUGAGGCAACAAAGAGUGAGGCAGUUCUGAGGGGCGAUAAAGACGCUUUUGAGGUUUCUCUUCCUAAUGCAGUUUCAGCGUUGUACAAGUCCAACAAUCAGUGCUACAAAAAUGACGCUACCCAAAUUAACCUGCACGCGGCGUCCUUGAAAACAAAUUGUGCCUUUUGCUUUCGACACGAUCCGAAAUUGAUGUCUUGCAAAGGUUGUAUGACUGCACGGUAUUGUGGAAAGGAAUGUCAGAGAUUGCACUGGAGCAGUCACAAAAAGGUCUGCAAAGCUACAAGGCAGAUAAAUACCAUCGAGAUUCGGAUUCCAAUGAACGCCCCAGAGAAAGAUCCACGCUUUACGUACGUUACCCAAACACAUCCGAGUCUGGAGCCAACGGGACCACUAUAUGCAUCUCCUCCUCCAAGAGACGGAAAUCGUUUUGUUGUCAAAAUGCAAACUUCUGAGGGACUGGCGUUUGGCAAACUGCUUCACCCAAAAGAAUACGCCAGUGAUGAAUAUAACCCUUAUAAAGCGCAGAUAACAAUUUAUGAUCGCAGUCGCUUCCUUGAUUUUAAAAUACGAAAUCAACCAGAGCUUUAUCAUUUAAUUAUGGGUUGCGGAAUGAUGGGUGCUUUUAUGUAUCUCGGCAAGAAGUUGUUUUGUUGGGCGGCAUUUAAAGAUCCCAAAACCAUCGAAAUUUUUACUCAUGAAUUUCCCCCAGUUCAGAAGUGGUGA
Messenger RNA from Porites lobata, 4187 nucleotides. The record is from the annotation of a GenBank genome assembly. Lineage: Eukaryota; Metazoa; Cnidaria; Anthozoa; Scleractinia; Poritidae.